Molecule: messenger RNA, 1699 nt
Organism: Pomacea canaliculata
Lineage: Eukaryota; Metazoa; Mollusca; Gastropoda; Architaenioglossa; Ampullariidae
Product: peroxisomal biogenesis factor 19-like
Biological process (GO): protein import into peroxisome membrane
Cellular component (GO): peroxisomal membrane; peroxisome
Source: RefSeq, a predicted model, not a curated record
CAGGAUGGAGGAUUCUUGUGUGGCUUGAGUUCUCAAAAAUUCGUGAAACAGAGCGUGUUGUUCUGAAGCGUUAUAAGUAACAGCAUGGCUGAAAGUCAGACGCAGACGACAGAUGUUUGUGAGGAAACUUCCGCGGACGAUGGAACAAAAUCUCUUCCAAAAAGUUCAGAAAAAGAAGCGAAGAUAGCUCCAACGGAAGAUUCUGAACUAGACGAGAUUUUAAAUAGUGCUUUAGAAGACUUUGGAAAGAAUAAAGAAUUAGCUGCACAGCAAAAAGCACCAACACAGCAAGCAGUGGGUGCUGCAGGUGGAGCCUGUGCAGCAUCUGAGGUUUCUUCCCAAGACCCAACAUCAGCUGAGUUUGCCGAAGAAUUUUCAACAGAAUUAGCAGCACAGUUUGAAGAAGCAAUGAAGUCGUUUUUGUCUCAUGAUCCACACAUGUUGGAGCAGAUAGAAAAGCUGGCAGAAGCAGCUGGAAAUGCAGGAGACUCGGCUGAGGCUCAGCAACACUUUGCAUCCACAUUGUCCCAGACUCUAUCAGACCUUGCACAAAAUGCAGAAGGGAUAGAGCUGGGGGAGGAGGAGCUGGCCAAGGCAUGGGGAGCAGGGGCAGAGGGACAGGCAGAAGAUUUGAUGCCCAUGAUGCAGGGCUUGAUGCAGUCCCUUCUCUCUAAAGAUAUCCUGUACCCAUCACUCAAAGAAAUCUCUAGCAAGUAUCCAGAAUAUCUUGGAGCCAAUGAAUCCAGUCUGGAUGCUACUCAGCUAGAUAUGUACCGCAAGCAGUAUGAGCUUAUGACUUCCAUCUGCACCCUUUUUGAGGAAGAAUCCCCAGAGGACACACAAGAGCAAAAGUCCCAGCGAUUUGAGAAACUUAUUGAUCUCAUGCAACAGAUGCAAGAGCUGGGACAGCCACCGAAAGAAAUUGUGGGAGAAAUGGCACCAGGACUAGAGUUUGAUGAGAAUGGGAUGCCCAAGAUGCCUGGUGUGGGCAGUCAGUGCAGCUUGAUGUAAACUGGUGUCUUCAUCAGAAUGCAAAGCUGGUUGCAUUCUGGUUGAAGAUGGAUUGUUGACACUUUAUGCUGUACUGCUACGUGACAGGUCAAACUGUAUUGAAAUCAAAUUUACCCUCACAGAAGCCAACUUUGAGCCUGUGUGCCAUAGGCUGUGACAUGGGAUUACAGAAUCCUGCACGAGAGUGUGCACAGUACACAUCUUUUAAGCAUUUAGCUGGUAUGAAAUUUUAUUCUUGGGUGGGUGAUAUUUCUAGCAGGGCCUUUGAAGACAUGCUUUUUCAGAUCAUACAUAUUUUUAAGCAUGUGGAAGUAUUUGCAUGCAUGAAUGUUCAUGCAUGUGAUCUCUCUGGUGUGCAACAAGAUUUUGAGGAAACAAGCAGUUCAAUUGCCAUCUGACAAACUAUGCUUUAUGCUGAUGAGAACUCAAGUGAUAGAAUGUUCUGGAUGGAUGUGUUUUAGGGGAAACCAUGAUGAUGUUACCAUUAGAUAUCCCUACACAUUGCUGGGUUUUUAAAUCUUGGACUAUCACUUUUGCUUCUUUUUUUUUAUCCUGGCAUGUAGAGGGUUAAGCCUAAGACUAUUGUGCUUAAAAAUUUUGUCUUGGCCUGUUCCUCUGUUGUUGUUGCUUUUCACAGUACAUUGUUCAGGUCCUGCAAAGACCUUAUAAAAAUCAAAAUGCAAUUACC